Messenger RNA from Aureobasidium musti, 990 nucleotides. The record is from the annotation of a GenBank genome assembly. NCBI's taxonomy places the organism in Eukaryota, Fungi, Ascomycota, Dothideomycetes, Dothideales, Saccotheciaceae.
AUGAACGGUGCAACUGAGACAGACGCCGUUGAAGACGAGCACUUGGCAAGCACCGUCCUUCCGCCAACUCCCAAGCACAAGCACCGAAGCCUCUCUGCUGGUCUUCUACAGCGAUUCAACUUCUUGUCACGUCCGGCACCUGUCGAACUGUCGACAUCAGCUCCUGCUGCAGUUGGCCUCCCAAUGCAAGCAGAAGAUGAAUCGACUCACCCAUCUCGUCCACUCAAGGCCCGCAAGCGCAAAGGUUCGCUGAGGAAAACGGCCUUGCUGGGGCCUGGUCGCGUCAAGCAAGACCCUCCUGCCACCGAAAUAUCCACCACUCCCACACCCGACAAAGACGCCCAGUCUGACCAUGCCGUCCGAUCCAUUGGCGAUGCUUUGCACCAUGCUUUGGCCAACAAGGACUUGCACCAACCUCGUCGUUUGUCUCUAGUCUCUGAGCAUUCGCCCAACUCGUCGCCGCCCUCGGUGCCUCCGCCGCCUGUGCAUCCAGACCUGGGCUCGCCCAUAAUCAGUCCCACGAGUCAGAGCUAUGCCUCGACUACUGACGAUGACGACCUUAGUAUGGCCGCCACUGUGACUCGUCCGUCUUCAUACUUUGAUCCUCGUCCUGUCCUUGAUGUAGUGCGCCGACGCUCAUCCCAGAAACAUGCCCCAUCCCCUCUCUCCGCCUUGCCAGUCCUGGUCGACAACGCAGACGAUGCCUACGACUAUGCAGAAACGGAGCGAUGGGGUUGGGUUGUGCUGGUCGUCACUUGGGUCGUCUUUGCUGUUGGUAUGGGAAGCUGUCUUGGUGUAUGGAGUUGGGCUUGGGAUGUUGGACAGACUCCAUAUGCGCCGCCUGAGCUUGAGGACGAUCCUACGCUACCCAUUGUCGGCUACUACCCUGCCUUGAUCAUCUUGACUGCAGUCAUGGCUUGGGUGUGGGUCGUGAUUGCCUGGGUGGGCAUGAAAUACUUCAAGCACGCAAAGAUACAAGGCGACGAUUGA